GUCGUUAUAGUGGCAUCCAUCAGAUCCUCGUACCUGGCUACAGUCUGCAUCCGUUUAAAGUCAGUUGGACAACGGUGAUGCGCCGCAAGGAUGGAAGUGUGGAUUUCUAUCGCUUCUGGGAUGACUAUAAGAACGGCUUUGGUAAUUUAAAUGGCGAGUUCUUCAUAGGACUCGACAAGCUCCAUUUCAUUACCAAAGCUGUGGAUCAGGAAUUACUAAUAACAAUGGAGGACUUAAAUGGACGACAUAGGUUUGCAAAGUAUGAUCGAUUUGCAAUCGAUGGAGAAAUGCAAUCAUACAAGCAGAUCACAUUGGGCACUUACUCCGGAGGUGCUGGUGAAUCCAUGCGAAUACAUGCGGGUAAAAAGUUCACAACCAGGGAUCGGGACUAUGAUACACAUGACGACAAUUGUGCUGAAAUGUUUACGGGUGCCUGGUGGUAUGAUGCCUGCCACGACAGCAAUCUGUUUGGAAAAUAUAUUCCGCAAAACUGUCGUGACAUUAGUUGGCUUAUGUUUACGGGUUACUCAUCCUACCUAAAGCGUGUCCAGAUGAUGAUAAGACCGAGGAGGGCUGAACACAGUAGCUGAAUACAUUUUCAAAACAAUUGUUUCCUUUAAUCUUUCAAAUGUAGCCGAAGCGAGCAGAGCAGUGAAAGUCAUUAGCCAAGAAUAUAUUUUUAGACUA
Drosophila grimshawi is the source of this 687-nucleotide messenger RNA. Its product is annotated as ficolin-1-like. The transcript has 2 exons. NCBI's taxonomy places the organism in Eukaryota, Metazoa, Arthropoda, Insecta, Diptera, Drosophilidae. The record is from RefSeq and is a predicted model, not a curated record. The coding region runs from base 78 to 590 and encodes 170 amino acids.